Messenger RNA from Eutrema salsugineum, 2382 nucleotides. RefSeq lists its product as uncharacterized. Bases 207 to 2234 code for a protein of 675 amino acids. The record is from RefSeq and is a predicted model, not a curated record. The transcript has a single exon. Lineage: Eukaryota; Viridiplantae; Streptophyta; Magnoliopsida; Brassicales; Brassicaceae.
UAGGAAGAACGAAUCUUUCCCCUAUAACCAGAUCGAGGGGUACUUUGGUAAUUUUGAACGGACCCCCACAAGUCUCUCGAUUCCGUUACACUCUGAAGUCUGAAACAGAUACUACUAUACUAUACUAUCUCCAAUGGCGAUGGUUACUUCACUCUCUCAGUAAAAAAAGAAAACAGAGAAAAAAAGAAAAAACAGAGAAGAUAACAAUGGCGGAAACUGAGAGACCCCACCGAUCUUCAAGUAUUAACAGCAGCAACACAGCGAAUGCUUCUUCUUCUACGGAUCUAUUCAUUUGCUUCACAUCUCGUUUCUCUUCUUCUUCCUCCAUGCGUCUCUCUUCCCUCAGCCCCGCUCGCUCCGCCUGUCUCACCACUUCUCUCAGCCGUCGUCUCCGCACCAGCGGCAGCUUAAAGAACGCUUCCGCCGCCGGAGUUCUCAACUCUCCGAUGUUCGGCGCCAAUGGUCGGAAGAGAUCUGGAUCUGGCUACGACAACAACAACAACAACAACAUCGAGCCUUCGUCUCCGAAGGUGACGUGUAUCGGACAGGUUAGAGUGAAGACUAGGAAGCAUGUGAAGAAGAAGAUGAGAGCGAGAUCUAGACGGAAAGGUGAGACGAGUUUCAGGAGAUCCUCAAGCGACCAAAACGACGGAGGAGGUUGCCGUUUCGACGCGACUGAAAACCGUUGGGUGCAUCUUCCGGUGACUAUCUGCGAGUCCUUGAGAGCGUUCGGCUCCGAGCUCAACUGCUUCUUCCCCUGUAGAUCCUCGUGCACCGAUAGUAGCCAUCACGACAGAGAUCGAGAUGGGAGGCGAGUCGAGGGUAACGGCGACGGAUGCGGCGGCGGAGGAAACUCGUGCGGCGCUGUGUUCACGCGGUGGUUUGUGGCGGUGGAGGAGACGGGAGGGAGGAGGAGAGAGAUUGAGCUCGUGGUGGGUGGAGAAGACGACGCGGAGGAGGAUAGGAGGAGUCGCCGGAGACACGUGUUCGAGGGGCUUGAUUUGAGCGAGAUUGAGAUGAAGACGGAGGAGAAGAAAGAGAGGGAAGAAGUUGGACGGAUCAGCAUCUGCUCUCCGCCGAAAAACGCUUUACUGUUGAUGCGGUGUAGAUCUGAUCCGGUUAAGGUGGCGGCGCUAGCGAACCGGGUUCGAGAGAGGCAGUUGUCACUUAACGAUGUCGCGCAAGGAGGAGAUGAGGAGGAUGACGAAGAGAGAAGAAGACGGUUUGAGCUUGAUUUGGAAGACAAGAAACGGAUCGAGUUGUGCGAGAAAUGGAUUUCCGGCGAGACAACAGUGGAGGAACAAGUCGUAGCUCCAGCUCCAGCUCCAGUUGCAGAAGCACAAGUUUCUUUAGCUUCAAAUCCAGCGAAAGAGGAAGAAACAGUCCAAGUUCUCGAAGAUUCGACUGUACAAGCAGAAGAAGAAGAAGCUUCGAAAAUCCAGGAGGUUGAUUCGUUUGAUGAAGAAAUUGAAGCGACGUUCAUAAAAAGCAUCGAAAACGAUAUCAGAAACGCCAUAGAGGAAGAGGAGCAUAUGGCUGAGAUGGAAGAAUUAUCGGCGGCGGCUAAAGCAGAAGAAGAAGAACAAGAAGAAAGCAGAGAGAUUGCCUCUGUAACGCCAAACGUAGAAAGAUCCGAACAAGGAAACCGAGAACCCGACCCGAGUCCGGAAGUGAUAACGAGAGGAAGUCAGCUGGAGGAAACAACAACGGAGAAGGAGAAGACGACGCCGUAUAAAGUGUUACCGGAUUGUCUAUUACUAAUGAUGUGUGAACCGAAGCUAUCAAUGGAAGUCUCAAAGGAGACUUGGGUCUGCAGUACAGAUUUCGUCAGAUGUUUACCGGGAAGACCUCCGGCGAAGAAGAUACCGGAAACUGCCGGAGAUCAUAAUCAUCAACCUAAGAAGCGAACCGUCGUCGCAGUUGAUUCCACCGCUUCUUCUCGCCGGCGUUCAAUCGAUAAACCACCGGUUCACCAUGCGAUGUUACAGCCGCCACGGUCAUCGUGCUCAUAUCCAGCAGCUCCGCCGAUAAUUACGGCGGCUGUGGGGGUUGGGGAGCAGAAGGUAGCCGGAGCUAAUAAGGUGUACGAGCCACCAGUGCUGCCACGUUGCAAAUCGGAGCCUAGGAAGUCAGCUUCGAAGCUUGCGCCGGAAGCUUGUUUCUGGAAAAAUCGGAAGCUGGAGCCGCAUCCUCCAGCUACCGUCGGAGUCGGCGGCGCCGGAGUAGGGUUCUAGAUGAAAGGAGGAGACUUGAGUUGGAAUAAACAAUUAGUAUUUGGGUGUAAUAGUAAUUUCAGAAAUACUAUUUGUCCUUGUUUGUAAAUUAGUUUUGUUAGUCAUAAUUCAUUUUCAUUCGCAAAUGCCAAUGUUGUUUCCAUGAAAA